GAGUCCCCUCCCUCCCUCCUCUGAGGAGGUACCGGCUGUUGUGCGGCGCUGCCUUUCUGUUUGAGUGUAUGGGAGAGAGAGUGAGUGAGUGAGUGUGAGCGUGUGUGUGAGAGAGGGUGAGGCGUGAGUGCGAGUGUAAGAGGAGGAGAUCCCGCCGCGGCCGCCCCGCCGCUCCCCGCAGCGGGAGCAGAACGCGCGGCAGGAGCGAGCAGGAGAGCCGGCGCCCCGGGAGCCCGCGGGGACAAGGGCAGAGACGCCGCUCCCCACCCCCAGCUCUCGUCCCUCUGCUCUCCUUCGCCCGGGGGAACCUCCCUGUCCCCCCACCCUCCCGGCCGGCCUCUGCCCCGCCGUCCCCCUGGAUGUCCCCGGGGCUCUCGCGGGGCCUUCUGCUCUUGCCGCAUCAGUCGGGCUGGUGCUGCGGCCGCCGGGUGUAGAGCGGGCGGGUUCCCGGGGGCUGCGGCUGCCGGUGCUUCCCCGGUCCCCACCCCUGUCCCCCGGCCCCCCGACCCAGCUCCCCGGCCCCGGAGGCUGUGACAAUGGACUAUGACUUUAAAGUGAAGCUGAGCAGCGAGCGGGAGCGGGUCGAGGACCUGUUUGAAUACGAGGGCUGCAAAGUUGGCCGAGGCACUUAUGGUCACGUCUACAAAGCCAAGAGGAAAGAUGGGAAAGAUGAUAAAGACUAUGCUUUAAAACAAAUAGAAGGAACUGGGAUCUCUAUGUCGGCAUGUAGAGAAAUAGCAUUACUUCGAGAGCUUAAGCAUCCAAAUGUCAUCUCUCUUCAAAAGGUAUUUCUGUCUCAUGCUGAUAGGAAAGUAUGGCUUCUGUUUGACUACGCUGAACAUGACCUCUGGCAUAUAAUCAAGUUUCACAGAGCUUCUAAAGCAAACAAGAAGCCAGUUCAGUUACCUCGGGGAAUGGUGAAGUCACUAUUAUAUCAGAUCCUAGAUGGGAUUCACUACCUGCAUGCUAACUGGGUGUUGCACAGGGAUUUGAAACCUGCUAAUAUUUUAGUUAUGGGUGAAGGUCCUGAGCGAGGAAGAGUAAAGAUUGCUGAUAUGGGCUUUGCCCGAUUAUUUAAUUCACCUUUGAAGCCUUUAGCAGAUUUGGAUCCAGUAGUCGUAACAUUCUGGUACCGAGCCCCAGAAUUACUUCUUGGAGCGAGACAUUAUACCAAAGCUAUUG
Messenger RNA from Leptonychotes weddellii (Weddell seal), 1182 nucleotides. The record is from RefSeq and is a predicted model, not a curated record. Lineage: Eukaryota; Metazoa; Chordata; Mammalia; Carnivora; Phocidae.